AUGUCUAUGAUUUUAUCUGCCUCAGUCAUUCGUGUCAGAGAUGGACUGCCGCUUUCUGCCUCUACUGACAAUGAACAAGGCACAGGCGUGCAGGAGUGCAGAAAGUACUUUAAAAUGCUCUCAAGGAAACUUGCUCAGCUUCCCGAUAGAAGUACACUGAAAACUGGACAUUAUAACAUCAAUUUUAUUAGCUCUCUGGGAGUGAGCUACAUGAUGUUGUGCACUGAAAAUUACCCAAAUGUUCUGGCCUUCUCUUUCCUCGAUGAGCUUCAGAAGGAAUUCAUUACUACUUAUAACAUGUCGAAGACCAACACUGCUGUCAGGCCAUACUGUUUCAUUGAAUUUGAUAACUUCAUUCAGAGGACCAAGCAGCGAUAUAAUAAUCCCAGGUCUCUUUCAACAAAGAUAAAUCUGUCUGACAUGCAGACGGAAAUCAAACUGAGACCCCCUUAUCAAAUUUCCAUGUGCGAACUGGGGGCAGCCAAUGGAGUCACAUCUGCAUUUUCUAUUGACUAUAAAGGUGCUGGUAAGAUUUCUUCUGCUCACCAGCGAUUGGAACCAGCAACUCUGUCAGGGAUUGUGGCAUUUAUUCUUAGUCUUUUAUGUGGAGCUCUGAAUUUAAUUCGAGGCUUUCAUGCCAUAGAAAGUCUUCUGCAGAGUGAUGGUGAGGAUUUUAAUUACAUCAUUGCAUUUUUUCUUGGAACAGCAGCCUGUCUUUACCAGUGCUAUUUACUUGUCUACUACACUGGCUGGCGGAAUGUCAAAUCUUUUUUGACUUUUGGCUUAAUCUGUCUAUGCAACAUGUAUCUCUACGAACUUCGCAAUCUCUGGCAGCUUUUCUUCCAUGUGACUGUGGGAGCGUUUGUGACACUACAGAUUUGGCUAAGGCAAGCCCAGGGUAAGGCUCCGGAUUAUGACGUCUGA
This is a messenger RNA of Pipistrellus nathusii (Nathusius's pipistrelle), 924 nucleotides long. The record is from the annotation of a GenBank genome assembly. NCBI's taxonomy places the organism in Eukaryota, Metazoa, Chordata, Mammalia, Chiroptera, Vespertilionidae.